This is a messenger RNA of Cydia amplana, 600 nucleotides long. RefSeq lists its product as uncharacterized. The record is from RefSeq and is a predicted model, not a curated record. The transcript has 2 exons. The coding region runs from base 22 to 564 and encodes 180 amino acids. Lineage: Eukaryota; Metazoa; Arthropoda; Insecta; Lepidoptera; Tortricidae.
UCGUCCAAAUACUAAUUAUAAAUGCUGGAAGUGGUCUCGGGCCUCAAAGUCGGAGGGACAGCUGAAGUGGACACAUCGCGCCAUAUUAGUUCAGACAAGAUGAAUGUCGUCGGAUACUUAAUUACGCUUGCUAAUCUCCAGAGUUUCCAAGACUCUGGCGGGCCUUUGAAGGACUUGUCCAUACGAGUGAGCGAUGUGCAGACACUUGCAAACGAGCUGAAGAGCCUCCCCGAGUUCACCCUCGAGGGCUUCAGGAAGACCAGCUACUUCCAGGUUGGCAACAUCGGCAAGUACUUGUCUCAGAACCUGCGCAACUAUAUCUUCCACGGCAACGUGAAUCCUAAAGAUGAGGGCGUCAUCCUGACUCUUGAAUACUCCAACCGAACUCCAGCGCCACAAGGCUCCAUCACUAACCAAGAAGACGGGACCUUGUCUUACUACGUACAUAAAACUGAGGAUCUUAGUAAGGAUGAAAAGCAGAAUCUCUACAGGUACUUGGACUCUAUCAAACGAUACAACCGCAACAAAAGAGCUGUCUCUGACAUGGACCACAUGGUGAAUUGACACGUCACGUAGCGCUUGCAUCUGUUUUGAAACAAU